AUGGGCACCAAGGGUGAGGACCUCACCAGAGGCACCAAGGGUGAGGACCUCACCAGAGGCACCAAGGAUGCAGGACUCACCAGAGGCACCAAGGAUGCAGGACUCACCAGAGGCACCAAGGGUGAGGACCUCACCAGAGGCACCAAGGAUGCAGGACUCACCAGAGGCACCAGGGAUGCAGGACUCACCAGAGGCACCAAGGAUGCAGGACUCACCAGAGGCACCAAGGGUGAGGACCUCACCAGAGGCACCAAGGAUGCAGGACUCACCAGAGGCACCAGGGAUGCAGGACUCACCAGAGGCAACAAGGAUGCAGGACUCACCACAGGCACCAAGGAUGCAGGACUCACCAGAGGCACCAAGGAUGCAGGACUCACCAGAGGCACCAAGGAUGCAGGACUCACCAGAGGCAACAAGGAUGCAGGACUCACCACAGGCACCAAGGAUGCAGGACUCACCAGAGGCACCAAGGAUGCAGGACUCACCAGAGGCACCAAGGGUGAGGACCUCACCAGAGGCACCAAGGAUGCAGGACUCACCAGAGGCACCAGGGAUGCAGGACUCACCAGAGGCAACAAGGAUGCAGGACUCACCAGAGGCAACAAGGAUGCAGGACUCACCAGAGGCACCAAGGAUGCAGGACUCACCAGAGGACUCACCAGAGGCACCAAGGAUGCAGGACUCACCAAGGGCACCAAGGAUGCAGAACUCACCAGAGGCAACAAGGAUGCAGGACUCACCAGAGGCAACAAGGAUGCAGAACUCACCACAGGCAACAAGGAUGCAGGACUCACCAGAGGCACCAAGGAUGCAGGACUCACCAAGGGCACCAAGGAUGCAGAACUCACCAGAGGCAACAAGGAUGCAGGACUCACCAGAGGCAACAAGGAUGCAGGACUCACCAGAGGCACCAAGGAUGCAGGACUCACCAGAGGCAACAAGGAUGCAGGACUCACCAGAGGCAACAAGGAUGCAGGACUCACCAGAGGCAACAAGGAUGCAGGACUCACCAGAGGCAACAAGGAUGCAGGACUCACCAAGGGCACCAAGGAUGCAGAACUCACCAGAGGCAACAAGGAUGCAGGACUCACCAGAGGCACCAAGGAUGCAGGACUCACCAGAGGCACCAAGGAUGCAGGACUCACCACAGGCAACAAGGAUGCAGGACUCACCACAGGCAACAAGGUUGCAGGACUCACCAGAGGCAACAAGGAUGCUGGACUCACCAGAGGCAACAAGGAUGCAGGACUCACCAGAGGCAACAAGGAUGCAGGACUCACCACAGGCAACAAGGAUGCAGGACUCACCAGAGGCACCAAGGAUGCAGGACUCACCAGAGGCACCAAGGAUGCAGGACUCACCAGAGGCACCAAGGAUGCAGGACUCACCAGAGGCACCAAGGAUGCAGGACUCACCAGAGGCACCAAGGAUGCAGGACUCACCAGAGGGAGGGAUGAGGAUGACAGGGGUGCCAGCUGGCACCUCGCAGGCGUAGUGCCGGGGGACGAGACAGUCAGUUGGCACCCAGGACGACGUCGGGACAGUUAG
Molecule: messenger RNA, 1548 nt
Organism: Procambarus clarkii (red swamp crayfish)
Lineage: Eukaryota; Metazoa; Arthropoda; Malacostraca; Decapoda; Cambaridae
Source: RefSeq, a predicted model, not a curated record